This is a messenger RNA of Psammomys obesus (fat sand rat), 2804 nucleotides long. It is a transcript of the gene Set, whose product is annotated as SET nuclear proto-oncogene. The coding region runs from base 349 to 1182 and encodes 277 amino acids. The record is from RefSeq and is a predicted model, not a curated record. Gene Ontology annotation, biological process: nucleosome assembly. Gene Ontology annotation, cellular component: nucleus; chromatin. Lineage: Eukaryota; Metazoa; Chordata; Mammalia; Rodentia; Muridae. The transcript is spliced from 8 exons. Gene Ontology annotation, molecular function: chromatin binding; histone binding.
GAAGAGGAGGAGGAGGUGGUGGAGGAGGAGGAGGCGGCUCAGGGCAAUCGAGAAGCGAGCCGGAGCGCGGGGCGCGAGUCGAGGAGCCCAGCCGAGCCGCCGCCGCCUCCCCGCCUUCAGCGAGAGCCCCGGCCAGGGGCCCGCCACAACGCGCCCGGGCCUGCCUCGGCGUCAGGCCCCGUGGGCAGCGCCAGGCAGCCAGGGGGAGGGCGAGUAAGUGAGCGCCCGGAGGAGGCGGCCGGAGCGAGCGGGCGCCGCGCGUGUGGCGUGAGGGGAAGCCGCUGGCCGCCCCCUUGGCCGUCCCUUCGCUCCCCCUCCCCGCUCCCCGCCCCAACCGCGGAGGGCACCAUGUCUGCGCCGACGGCCAAAGUCAGUAAAAAGGAGCUCAACUCCAAUCACGACGGCGCCGACGAGACCGCAGAAAAAGAACAGCAAGAAGCAAUUGAACAUAUUGAUGAAGUACAAAAUGAAAUAGACAGACUUAAUGAACAAGCCAGUGAGGAAAUUUUGAAAGUAGAACAAAAAUAUAACAAACUCCGCCAACCGUUUUUUCAGAAGAGGUCAGAAUUGAUCGCCAAAAUCCCCAAUUUUUGGGUAACAACGUUUGUCAACCAUCCACAAGUGUCCGCCCUGCUCGGGGAAGAGGAUGAGGAGGCUCUGCAUUAUUUGACCAGAGUUGAAGUGACAGAAUUUGAAGACAUUAAAUCAGGUUACAGAAUAGAUUUUUAUUUUGAUGAAAAUCCUUACUUUGAAAAUAAAGUUCUCUCCAAAGAAUUUCAUCUGAAUGAGAGUGGUGACCCAUCUUCAAAGUCCACCGAAAUCAAAUGGAAAUCUGGAAAGGAUUUGACAAAGCGCUCAAGUCAAACGCAGAAUAAGGCCAGCAGGAAGCGGCAGCACGAAGAGCCAGAGAGCUUCUUUACCUGGUUCACUGAUCAUUCUGAUGCAGGUGCAGAUGAGUUAGGAGAGGUCAUCAAAGAUGAUAUUUGGCCAAAUCCCUUGCAGUACUAUUUGGUUCCUGAUAUGGAUGAUGAUGAAGGGGAGGCGGAAGAUGAUGAUGAUGAUGAUGAAGAAGAAGAAGGGUUGGAAGAUAUUGAUGAAGAAGGGGAUGAGGAUGAAGGUGAAGAAGAUGAAGAUGAUGAUGAAGGGGAGGAAGGAGAGGAGGAUGAAGGCGAGGAUGACUAGCACAGAAGACUGAUGGAUUCCAACUUUCUUUUUUAUUUUCUUUUUAUUUUUUUAAAUUUUCUCCAGUCCCUGGGAGCAAGUUGCAGUCAUUUUCCUCCCCUUAACCCUUGUGCUCAGUCGCCCUAUUUUGAGGUCUCUCUUAACACCAUGGUUUUCAACUUAUUUGGGGGGAAAUAACCUUGAGCAAAAUACAACAGGAAAAGAAUCUUCUCUGUUCUAAAUUCAUUUUUAUCCUUUCUUGUCUCAAAAACUGUGGAUUCAAUACCAACAUUGUUCUCUGUGGGAAAAAAAGCAGCCCUCUCGUUUCCCGGGCUCUCGAGGCGGAGGGUGCGAGGCCCCUGUGUAGUAGUGCAUAGAAUUCUAGCUUUUUUCCUUUCUCUGUCUAUUGGGCUCAGAGAUUACACUGUGUCUCUAUGUGAAUACAGACAGUUAGCAUUUACCAACAUGUAUCUGUCUACUUUCUCUUGUUUAAUAAAAAGGAAAAAGGGGGGGUAUAGAAGGUCAGCAAAGGGUGGGUUUGAGGUGUCUGGGGGUUUGGCAUGUUUAAUUGUGAUGUUUAACGGACAUCCUUGCAGUUUAAGGUGACACUUUUAAAAUAAAAUUCUCUCCUAACGAUGAUUUGAGCCCUGCCACUCAAUGGGAGAAUCAACAGAAUCUGUAGGGUUUUAUUUGAAUUUGACGUUCUCUGUUGUAACCUUAUUUUUAAUUUUUAAAUUUUUUUUGUUUUCACUGGAAGGAAAAGAUGCUCAUUUUAAAUGUUAAUGUGUACAAGUUGCUUUGUUACAAUAAAACCAAUGUGUACACAAAGGACCUGAUGCUUUUCUGUGAGAACAGAUGCUCAAUAUGACCUUCCAAGUUUGACCUGCAUAAUGACAUCAUGUGUCAAACUUUGUUUCCCUAACUUGGUAUUUUUGAUACGCACUUUGCAGGAUGACCUCAGGGCUAUGCAGACUGAGUUAAAGGGAUUUGAAUCAUGUCUUAAUGUCUCCGUAACUGAGUGAGGGUACAGUUGCUUCCCUGGACUUGUACCCUUGAUUUUUAUCUCAAUUUGGCAUUUUUUAAAAUGGGCCUUUAGUUACCUGGAUAUUAUGACAGCACUUGCUCCCACUGUGUCACUGACCUGUUGCUCUAAUGCCAUCUGUAUGGACGACAGCUGCUGGCGGGUCUUCAUUGGCAGUGUGAACUGGCCAAGAAGGUGGCUGUCAGAGUAAGCAGUCCAUGAGGUGGUCGGGAGUAUUCUGUCCCAGGUAUGUAGCAGAAGCUCUCAGAUGUGACUCUGAGUCUGGGUGGAUGAAGAGCUCUGUCUGCUCAGUGCCACUGUGCAGAGAACAAUGUUUCGGGAAGCUACCUGAUGCAUAAGCUUUUUAAUGCUGUAAAAUAGAGCUAAAAUUAAAUGCCACUUUUUCAGAGAUGAUUAAUGGACAGCCUGGUCAAAUUCAAAGCUUUUUGAUGUAUAAAACUUUAUAAAUGGAACUACUCCAUCGCUAGGCAAAGUGUAACCAAAAUCUGUCUAGAUGGAUAGUGUGUAAUUUCUGCACAGGACUCUGUUUAGUAAAUACAUCACUGUAUACGUCAGGAAUCUUGCUCCAAUAAAGGAACGUAAAGAUUUUUUUUGGACUGGG